UCAGUUGUGUUUUCGUAUUUGUUACAGUUAAAACGGUUCAAAGGUGCGGAAUAAAUUGGCUUUAAGUAAAACAAAAAAUAGUUAAAAUAAAAAUUUCUUAUACACAGAGUAGCAGAGUUUUUUUGUUUAUUUAACAUAAAGUGUACUGGAAACGUGCAAGAGUUGUUGUAUAAAUUUGAAAAAUGUCACUUUUGACUGGUAGUGCGAAUACUAUCAAAUAUGUGCUCUUCGCAUUCAAUUUGAUAUUUUUGAUUACUGGCAUCAUAUUGAUUGCUGUCGGUGUGGGCGUAGCCUCCGUAUUCUAUAGCUAUGAAGUACUGCUUGCGAGCAAUUUCUUUUCGAUACCAACAUUCCUGAUUGUAAUUGGUGUUUUCAUCAUAUUCAUCUCGUUCUUCGGUUGCUGGGGCGCACUGAGGGAAAACUAUUGCCUCACACUCAUCUUCGCCAUUCUACUCGGUUUGAUCUUCAUACUCGAGCUGGCAGCUGGUAUAAGUGGUUAUGUUCUGCGUUCGGAUGCUGAGCAGUUACUUGAAAGCAGUUUGAAAGGUUCACUUACGUUGUACCAAAAGAACCAACCUACAGAUUCAUAUACGCAUAUUUGGGAUUAUGUGCAAUCUACUUUCGACUGUUGUGGCGUAAAUAGCUACAAAGAUUGGACACAAUUCAAUGGCAGUUUGCCCUUAUCCUGCUGCACCAUACCAUAUGGUGUGGUGGGUUCAUACGAGUGUGGCACCACUAACGAAACCACCGAACGUCACACAAAUGGUUGUUUGCUUAAAUUUUCGACUUUUAUUGAAGCGCAUGCAGUUAGUUUGGGCGCUUGCGGCAUUGUACUCGCUGUCAUACAGUUCUUCGGCGUCUUGUUUGCCUGUUAUAUUGCGCGUGAGAUAAAAAUUCGUAAUGGCAUUAGUGGUUUUAUGGGAUAAGCAAGUUUUGUGAGCUACACACACACACAUACACAGACACACACACACAUACCUAAAAAAAA
Molecule: messenger RNA, 988 nt
Organism: Ceratitis capitata (Mediterranean fruit fly)
Lineage: Eukaryota; Metazoa; Arthropoda; Insecta; Diptera; Tephritidae
Product: CD63 antigen
Exons: 5
Coding region: 183-926 (247 amino acids)
Cellular component (GO): membrane
Source: RefSeq, a predicted model, not a curated record